AUGGGCUUUUCAAGUCCAGUGUGUGUCCUUUUCUUCUUUCUUGGAGUCAAAGUAUAUUGCCAGUAUGAAAGUUAUCAAUGGAAUGAAGAUUAUGACCAAGAACCAGAUGAUGUCUACCAACCAGAAUUCCAAUUUCAUCAAAAUGAAGAUUAUGGAGUUCCAUUUCAUCAGCAUACUUUAGGUUGUGCCAGUGAAUGCUUCUGUCCACCUAACUUUCCAUCAUCAAUGUACUGUGAUAAUCGCAAACUCAAGACUAUCCCAAAUAUUCCAGCAUACAUUCAGCAAGUUUAUCUUCAGUUUAAUGAAAUUGAGGUUGUGACUGCAGAUUCAUUCAUCAAUGCCACUCAUCUUAAAGAAAUCAACCUCAGCCACAACAAAAUUAAAUCUCAAAAUAUUGAUCAUGGUGUGUUUGCCAAAUUGUCAAAUCUACUACAACUCCACCUACAGCAUAACAAUUUAGAAGACUUUCCAUUUCCUCUUCCUAAGUCUUUGGAAAGGAUUCUUCUUGGUUACAAUCAGAUCUCCAGACUGCAGACAAAUGCUGUAAAUGGGCUAGUAAACUUGACCAUGCUUGAUCUUUGUUACAAUCAAAUUGAUGAUUCUACAUUACAAGAAAAAAUCCUUGCGAAAAUGGAAAAACUAAUGCAGCUUAACCUAUGUAAUAACAGAUUAGAAUCAAUGCCUCCUGGUUUGCCUUCUUCACUUAUGUAUCUGUCUUUAGAAAAUAAUUCAAUAUCUGCUAUACCAGAAAAUUACUUCAAAGAACUCCCAAAACUUCAUGCUCUAAGAAUGUCACACAAUAAACUACAAGACAUCCCUUAUUAUAUUUUUAAUCUUUCCAACCUUAUAGAGCUCAAUGUUGGACACAACAAACUGAAGCAAGCAUUCUAUAUUCCAAGAAAUUUAGAACACCUAUACCUAGAAAAUAAUGAAAUUGAAAAUAUCAAUGUCACAUUGAUGUGUCCAUCUGUUGACCCACUACAUUACCAUCAUUUAACAUACAUUCGUGUAGAUCAAAAUAAGCUAAAAGAGCCAAUAAGCUCAUACAUUUUCCUCUGCUUCCCUCAUAUACACACUAUUUAUUAUGGUGAACAAAGAAGCACUAAUGGUCAAACAAUACAACUGAAGACCCAGGUUUUCAGGAGAUUUCAAGAUGAUGGUGACAGUGAAGAUCACGAUGAUCACCAUGAAGCCCAAGAAGAAGGAACAGAAGAAAAUGUUGACCCUCACUAUUAUGGAAGUCAAGAAUGGCAAGAAACUAUAUAGGUAUACAUUUAUAACUUCACGAAAUCUUAUUAUUCAGUAUAAAUUUAACUAAAUAUGCAUAGCUCGUAGUAAUAUACCUGGAAUUCUGUACUAGUAUGAGAUCAAAUUGAAUUUAGGUUGUUGACAACAUUUGCAUCAUUACACAGGAUUAGAACUUACUCAAAAUGAUAUAAAUCUUUAGAAAUGUAAAUUAGAAUGAUAAGUAGGAAUCAAAAACUACACUUUGAAUAUUAAAUUAUCAUCAUGUUGAGAAAAAAAGCAAGUAUGACCACUUCUAUUAA
Molecule: messenger RNA, 1547 nt
Organism: Lagenorhynchus albirostris (white-beaked dolphin)
Lineage: Eukaryota; Metazoa; Chordata; Mammalia; Artiodactyla; Delphinidae
Gene: OMD
Product: osteomodulin
Exons: 2
Coding region: 1-1266 (421 amino acids)
Molecular function (GO): protein binding
Source: RefSeq, a predicted model, not a curated record